Dovyalis caffra is the source of this 2523-nucleotide messenger RNA. Lineage: Eukaryota; Viridiplantae; Streptophyta; Magnoliopsida; Malpighiales; Salicaceae. The record is from the annotation of a GenBank genome assembly.
AUGAUGGCUGUAAGUUCGACGUGUAAGGAUGGGAGUACUAAGAUAGCAAUGGACAAUGGAAAGUACGUAAGGUACACACCAGAACAAGUGGAAGCACUGGAAAGGCUUUACCAUGAAUGUCCCAAGCCAAGUUCUAUGCGUCGCCAACAGUUGAUUAGGGAAUGCCCUAUUCUUUCUAACAUCGAACCUAAACAAAUCAAAGUUUGGUUCCAAAAUCGAAGAUGUAGAGAGAAGCAAAGAAAAGAGGCAUCGCGUCUUCAAGCUGUGAAUAGGAAAUUGACAGCAAUGAAUAAGUUGUUAAUGGAGGAGAAUGAUAGGUUGCAAAAGCAGGUGUCUCAGCUGGUAUAUGAGAAUAGUUAUUUCCGCCAACAGACACAAAAUGCUACAACCCUUGCCACCACAGACACAAGUUGUGAAUCAGUGGUGACCAGUGGUCACCACCAUUUGACUCCUCAGCAUCCGCCAAGGGAUGCCAGCCCUGCAGGACUUUUGUCCAUUGCUGAGGAGACUUUAGCACAGUUUCUUUCGAAGGCCACUGGAACUGCUGUGGAGUGGGUCCAAAUGCCUGGGAUGAAGCCUGGUCCGGAUUCCAUUGGAAUCGUUGCUAUUUCUCAUGGUUGCACUGGUGUGGCAGCACGUGCAUGCGGCCUUGUGGGUCUAGAACCUACAAGAGUUGCUGAAAUCCUUAAAGAUCGGCCAUCAUGGUUUCGUGAUUGCCGAGCUGCGGAUGUUGUAAAUGCAUUGUCCACUGGAAAUGGUGGGACUAUUGAGCUGCUUUAUAUGCAGCUCUAUGCGCCGACAACUUUGGCACCAGCUCGUGACUUCUGGCUACUGCGCUACACAUCUGUUUUGGAGGAUGGUAGUCUUGUGGUCUGCGAGAGAUCACUUAACAACACUCAAAAUGGUCCAAGUAUGCCACCUACUCAGCAUUUUGUGAGAGCAGAAUUACUGCCUAGCGGGUAUCUUAUUAGACCUUGUGAAGGAGGUGGAUCAAUUAUUCAUGUUGUUGAUCAUAUGGACUUGGAGCCUUGGAGUGUACCUGAAGUGUUGCGCCCACUUUAUGAGUCAUCAACAUUGCUUGCUCAGAAGACAACAAUGGCGGCUCUACGACAUUUGAGGCAAAUUUCUCAAGAAGUUUCUCAGCCAAAUGUAACUGGUUGGGGUAGAAGACCCGCAGCUCUACGUGCACUAAGUCAGAGACUGAGCAAGGGAUUCAACGAAGCUGUUAAUGGAUUUGGUGAUGAGGGAUGGUCUAUGUUGGAAAGUGAUGGCAUUGAUGAUGUAACCGUUCUUGUAAACUCAUCUCCUACCAAAAUGAUGGGUGUAAAUUUUUCUUAUGCCAAUGGAUUUCCAUCCAUGAGCAAUGCAGUGCUUUGUGCAAAAGCAUCCAUGUUAUUACAGAAUGUGCCUCCAGCAAUACUUCUCAGAUUCUUGCGUGAACAUCGAUCAGAGUGGGCAGACAGUGGUAUUGAUGCUUAUGCAGCUGCGGCUGUUAAAGCUGGUCCUUGUAGCUUGCCAGUGUCGCGAGCAGGAAAUUUUGGAGGUCAAGUUAUCCUCCCCCUGGCUCACACAAUUGAGCAUGAAGAGUUUAUGGAGGUCAUUAAGCUCGAAAAUAUGGGCUAUCGGGAGGACAUGCUCAUGCCUGGUGAUGUUUUUCUGUUACAACUCUGCAGUGGAGUGGAUGAGAAUGCUGUUGGCACCUGCGCUGAACUCAUCUUUGCCCCAAUUGAUGCCUCUUUUUCUGAUGAUGCUCCUAUCAUUCCUUCUGGUUUCCGCAUCAUUCCUCUUGAUUCAGGGAUGGAUGCCUCCAGUCCAAAUCGCACGCUUGACCUUGCAUCUGCUCUUGAGGUUGGACCUGCUGGAAACAGAGCUUCAGGCGAUCUCUCAGGCCGCAGUGGGUGCACAAAGUCAGUGAUGACAAUAGCAUUCCAAUUCGCAUUUGAGAUGCACCUUCAAGAAAAUGUAGCAUCCAUGGCUCGGCAGUAUGUUCGUAGUGUUAUAGCUUCUGUCCAGCGGGUAGCAUUAGCCCUUUCCCCUUCUCAUUUUGGUUCUCAUGCCGGUUUUCGGCCGCCUCCUGGUACCCCUGAAGCACACACACUUGCUCGUUGGAUAUGUGAAAGCUACAGGUGCUAUUUAGGUGUGGAACUGCUGAAAAAUGAAGGAAGUGAAUCUAUUCUUAAGACACUCUGGCAUCACUCAGAUGCACUUAUGUGCUGCUCUUUGAAGACUCUGCCAGUUUUUACAUUUGCAAAUCAGGCAGGACUUGACAUGCUCGAGACAACCUUGGUCGCGCUUCAAGACAUCACUUUGGAAAAGAUAUUUGAUGAUAAUGGAAGGAAAACAUUGUGCUCAGAAUUCCCACAGAUAAUGCAGCAGGGUUUUAUGUGCCUUCAAGGUGGUAUUUGCCUGUCAAGUAUGGGAAGGCCAGUCUCUUACGAGAGAGCCGUGGCGUGGAAGGUAUUGAAUGAAGAAGACAGUGCUCACUGCAUUUGCUUCAUGUUCAUCAACUGGUCUUUUGUGUGA